This is a messenger RNA of Periconia digitata, 1944 nucleotides long. Lineage: Eukaryota; Fungi; Ascomycota; Dothideomycetes; Pleosporales; Periconiaceae. The record is from the annotation of a GenBank genome assembly.
GCCUAGCGCUCCGUCAACGAAAACCGCGGAUAAAGAUAUCCAGACCUCAAUUAUCUUUCUACCGAGCCCACCACGACCAUUGCAGCACACUAAUCGUAGGGCUCUGAACGUAUGGGGAAAGCGUAUGCUCCCCCACAAAAACCCCACGAUUUCCACUUCGUCGAUUGGCAGCUUUGUCUUCCUGCAGGCGCAAGCUCCCCCGCCAAGAUGAAUACAUGUGGUAUCCUUACAAUAUCUCCGUUGCGGAGAUAAUCAAAUCAGAUUCGAUGAGCAGCCCGGAUAAACACAUUGGAAUUAUCAAUCAGACUUGUGCUUGGAAUAGGAAUAGGAUCGAUAACCGGUUAUGAGAGCAAUCCCCAUUCAUAUAAAUAGAUGCCCGAUCUCGUCAACAACAUCUCAUCUCUCAUUUCCCCCAACACCACUUCACAGACCGCCCACCACCACAAACUAUCCACCAUGGCCCUAAAAGCCCCCCCUGAAAAGCAUACAGCCCUUCAGGCAGAAUACCAAGACGAAGAGAACCCCCCCGCAAAACCCCCUCCCCACACUCACCAAACCAACUAUAACGACCUCACCCCAGAGCAAAAACGCCUCGAAGCAAAAGUCCUCCGCAAACUAGAUUGGCGCCUAAUCCCCAUCCUCGGCCUCCUCUACUCAGUCGCAGGCCUCGACCGCGUCAACCUCUCCAACGCCCGCGUAGCAGGCAUGAACGAAGACCUCCACUUCGACAUCGGAAACCGCUACUCCAUAGCCCUCCUCGUAUUCUUCGUGACCUACUUCCUCUUCGAGCUCCCUACAACGCUUAUCCUCCGGCCUAUUGGUCCGCGGAACCUCCUCAAUGGCCUUGCGGUCGCGUGGGGUACUGUCAUGUUGGGGAUGGGCUGGGCCGAGGAUUGGAGGGUGAUUGUUGUGUGUAGGAUGUUGAUUGGGGUGUUUGAGGCUGGGUAUUUGCCGUGUUGCAUGUUUUUGCUCGCCACGUGGUAUCAGCGGUUUGAGGUGCAGACGAGGAUGAGUUGGUGGUAUCUUGUGAAUUUGUUUGUUAGUGCGUUUGGGAAUGUUUUGGCGUGGGCGAUUGUCAAGUUGGAUGGGAGGCAUGGAAUCGAGGGGUGGCGGUGGAUUUUUAUCGUCGAAGGAGCCGCAACAAUCGGCAUAGCAAUCGCCGGCUACUUCCUCGUCCUAGGCUUCCCAGACACCAUGCUAGCAACCUCCAACCACCAAGGCUUCACGCAAUCCGAACUCGAGCUAAUCCUAACCCGCAUCGACCGCGACCGCGGCGACUCGCAACCCGACAAGCUCACGCGCCAGAAAUUUCUCGCACACGUCUCGAACUGGGAACUCUGGGUCUACGGCCUCAUGUUCCUGACGUGCUCGGCGCCCAUCUACGCGUUCGCGUAUUUCAUCCAGAUCAUACUGGGCACGAUUGUAGAUAGCACGGCCAUGGUAUUCUUGCUGUGCGCCCCGCCGUAUCUGUUUAGUAUUUUUUGGACCGUGGGGUGUGCGUGGUUGGCUGAUCGCUCGAGGCUGCGGAUGCCGUGGAUGGUUCUUAAUGCGGGUAUCACGCUCACUGGUUUGCUGAUCACGGCGUACAGCACCAACUCGGGCGCACGGUAUUUCGGCGUCUUCUUGGGAGUGUCCGGGUGCAAUGCUAAUCUUCCCACCAUCAUCGUGUUCCAGAGCAAUAAUGUACGUAGCGAUUCUAGGAGGAGUGUGGCGAAUGGCGUGCAGUUGCUUUUUGCGGCGAUUGGAGGUAUCUAUGCGAGCACGACGUUCAUGCAGAAGGAGUUUCCGAGUUAUAGGACCGGCGUGUGGUGUGCGGUUGCUACGCAGUUUUUGCUGAUCUUGCUUUGUGGCGGGAUGUGGGGGCAUUUUUCGAGGAGGAAUAAGGGAGCUGAUGAGAGGGGGGAAGUUAUUCAGGAGGAUGAGGGGUUUCGGUAUACUUACUAG